AUGAAUUUUGAUGAUUUGCUUGGAAAGCAGCGUAAAUCAGAACCUAGGGUGGUUCUUGUAAUGCGUGUAUUUGCGUUACUUAUCAUCUCAUCAUGCUUAAUAUCAUAUAUCACAAUUUUAAUCAUUGAUGUAAAUGAUGAAAUUCCUGCGAUUAAAACCUCGGAAGUUCCUGUGGAUUCGAUUGCAAUUCCCGAUUUCGCUUUUUCAUUUGGAUUUUCCUUUCAAAUUUUGUGUUCUUUUAGUUGGGUUAAUAAUGAAAUGCGAUACAUAAUUACUCCAAAGUAUAUUCAAGGAUUGUAUAGAGGAAGUUUUUCUUUAAAUGAUCAAUCAUAUUUAUUUACUUCCCCGAAACAAGAUGAAUGGUUAGAUACUUUGGCAUUUGUAGUGGUUGCUGACGAUCCAAGUUUCAAUGCUUUUAUGAUUUCCGUUUCACCUCCUUACAUGCCACCUUACAUACAAAUUUUUGAUCCGGGUGCUUGGGGGCUAGUAGCGGCAUUUUAUGCUUUUCUAUUCGGCGCAUCAUCAAUCCAUCCGUGGGGUUUUAUACAAUCACAUUGUUGUGGAAUUAAACCAAAAACACAAAAAAAAUUGAGAGAAUCGUUAUCCAUUUUACCAUUAAUUGAUGAUUCUUUAUCUGAUCAUAAAGGUACAGCGGAAGAAUUUUCAGUGGAAGAAUUCAAUCAGAUGAAAGGAAGAUUGAAAUCUUUAGAAACGUUAUUAAGAGAAUAUGUUAUUGAUGUAAAGUAUUUACAAAGCAUUGAAAACUGUAAUAUUAGAAAAGCAGAGACGAAACUUCUUCAAGUGUAUCCCUAA
Funneliformis caledonium is the source of this 813-nucleotide messenger RNA. NCBI's taxonomy places the organism in Eukaryota, Fungi, Glomeromycota, Glomeromycetes, Glomerales, Glomeraceae. The record is from the annotation of a GenBank genome assembly.